AUGUCUAGCACGCCCAUUCCCGUCCUGAUCACUGGCCGUACCCAGGCUAUCGGGCGCUUGGUUAUUUCUUACCUGGCGCCAGAGUACGAAGUCAUCCACUUCACACUUGCCGCCAACAUCACCGCGGAGCUUCCAUCCCUCCUCACUGGCAAGGCACCGCCAAACCCUUCUAGCACUCUCGGCAGCGGAAAUUGGUCUUCGCCCCCACGCGCGCUGAUUCUCGGCGGUGCGUACACAGAUCAGGACAUCGAAAGGGUGCAGGAGCUGGCGAAAAGCACACCCGGGGCGGCGAAUAUCCCCUGGGUGAGGGUUGAUAGCAGGAAGCUGGAGGGCCCACCAGGGGAGCCGACCGAGGAGCAGGCAGCGGCGUAUGGGCAGCAAGUAAUGGUGAGAGUGAAGGACGGCUUAAAGAAGCUGAAGGAGGAGGGCAAGCUCGACCAUGACAAUAGUGGCGUCUAUCUUGUGUGA
Messenger RNA from Diaporthe amygdali, 468 nucleotides. RefSeq lists its product as uncharacterized. Bases 1 to 468 code for a protein of 155 amino acids. NCBI's taxonomy places the organism in Eukaryota, Fungi, Ascomycota, Sordariomycetes, Diaporthales, Diaporthaceae. The record is from RefSeq and is a predicted model, not a curated record. The transcript has 2 exons.